AUGGGACAAAGCGGAAAGAAGCAUGGAAGAUCCUUCUUCGGAUGGAAAGAAAUAAGGGAUGCUCAAAAGCGCAGACAUAGGAGCAACCCCAUCUUCAUCCGGUAUUUGAGUCAUGGAAUGUACGCUGUAGAUAGUUUUCCUGGGAUGGCAAAUCCCGAACAUAGAUCCGAGGAAGGGAGGGCAGUGAAACAAUCCAAGAACCACGUUGAUGGGUAUCGCAAGCCAUACAUGUUUCAACCAACAAUGCCAGCGGAAAAAGCAGCAGAACGCCCAUGUACGCCUGUUAUCUCUCUCAUCAUGAUUUAUUCGGCGGUUUCCCCUUCAUUUGAUCCUUGA
Monascus purpureus is the source of this 336-nucleotide messenger RNA. NCBI's taxonomy places the organism in Eukaryota, Fungi, Ascomycota, Eurotiomycetes, Eurotiales, Aspergillaceae. The record is from the annotation of a GenBank genome assembly.